AUGGCCCUUAUUGCUGGAAGGUGUACCGCCUAUCUGGCUCUCUUCACCUCCAAUUUUACGACGUCGCCUCACCUCACCAGAGCGCAUAUACUAAGCUACACAAUUACCAGGAACGCAAAUCGGUCCCGUCAAUGCGUCUCUGCUUCCCACCGUGGUUCUGGGCAUGUCUACGAAGGGCGAUAG
This is a messenger RNA of Laccaria bicolor S238N-H82, 183 nucleotides long. RefSeq lists its product as uncharacterized. The record is from RefSeq and is a predicted model, not a curated record. The transcript has a single exon. Lineage: Eukaryota; Fungi; Basidiomycota; Agaricomycetes; Agaricales; Hydnangiaceae. Bases 1 to 183 code for a protein of 60 amino acids.